AUUUUUAUUACUGUAUAUCAAAAUAGUUUAUUUACAGAUGAUCGGUAUAGAAAUCUGUACAGCAUAUCUUCUUAUACAUUUUGGAUUUGGUAUUAGUCAGAUGCCAAAUAAAUCUCCUAUUCUACCAAUUGUUGAAGAUCUUCCUUUUAUCAAGUGUGAUGUAUGUCAAAAAGCUGCUAAAGUUCUUUUUAAAACCAUAGAAAAUCAAAGAAGUGAGAAAAAGCUUGAUGAAGACGAUGUCCUUUCCAUCGUUGAAAAGUCAUGUGAUACAGAUGUUUUAUACGGUGACUGGAUAUCUCGGCUGGAUAUAGUUGAAAAAGAAAAUGACUUAAAAGUUGUAGAACACCCUCAGGAGGGUAAAUGUGAUCGAGAGUGUAAGACUAUUUCUCGAUCUUGUGAAGAUAUCAUAGGUGAUAUUGACACAGAUAUUGGCGAGUUAUUAUGGAAAAAUGAGAUGAAAUUGGCAACUUUUAUUAAUCAUGUAUGUUAUAAACUUACUAACUCGUGUAAAGCUAAAAAAAAAUAUGUUAAAGGAAGUCACAAGGAUUAUAAGUUUGUUGAAAUGAGUGAAAAAGAAAAACAAGCCAGGGAUUUAAUGAGAAAUAUGAAAAGUGUUCCUGGUAUGCCUGGAAUGGAAAUGUAUAGUCAAGACGAUUUGCAGAAUAUGAGAGAGCAAAUGGGCGUGAGAAAUGAAGAUGAGAAUCAACAAGACAGCGAGCAAAGUGAAAAUUAUGAUGAAGUUUACCGUACUAAGUUAGGAUUUUUUGAAACUUUAAAAUUUUUUUUAAAUGACUUGUGGAAAAAAAUAAAGUAUUUGUUUAGUUAUAUAUCUUAUAAAAAAGAACUUUGAUUUACAAAUAAUUGUCUUCUUUUGUUCAAACUUUCAUUUUAAGACUUAACUAUGCUUAAUAGAAUUUUUUGUAUUGA
Messenger RNA from Hydra vulgaris (swiftwater hydra), 927 nucleotides. RefSeq lists its product as uncharacterized. The record is from RefSeq and is a predicted model, not a curated record. NCBI's taxonomy places the organism in Eukaryota, Metazoa, Cnidaria, Hydrozoa, Anthoathecata, Hydridae.